Molecule: messenger RNA, 2935 nt
Organism: Paramecium primaurelia
Lineage: Eukaryota; Ciliophora; Oligohymenophorea; Peniculida; Parameciidae
Source: the annotation of a GenBank genome assembly
AUGCAUUAAAUAACAACACUUGAAACUGACACUCCCAAAAAAUUGGUAAAAAAUGUAUUAUAUUUUAGUAGAAUAAAUUUUCUAUGAGAUCAUUGGCAUUACCUAGAAUAACAUUAGUUGGUUUUGAAAAAUCACCUUAUCAUAGUGGGAUACACGAACAUUCUAGUAAUGUCCCUAAACGUUAUAACAGAUAGUAUUAUAAGAUCCAAUAAUCUGCCAAAGAACGAGAUUUGAUUAGCGAUGUUAACUGAAUUGGUUAUUGUUUAGAAAGAUGUAUAUGCCACGCUAUCAAAUAAUCAAGAAGAACCUUACCUAGACCGUAAGCCUAAAGACCUUGUUGGAGAUGACGCCUAUAAAUCUUAUUAUCACACUUUCAAAAAUAUAAAACGAAUUCUAGAAUAGAAUCAAUUUGAGAAUAUUACAAGUACAUUUCUUUAUAUAAUAUAUAUAGAUUCUGUGUAGACUAAUCUAAUCCAAAGAGCAGAAAAGCUUAAAAUAUUACCAUGCAAAAUGGGUUUAAUCAAACUUAAAGGAGAUAAGAAUUCGAUUGCCAUUUAAAACUAAAAAUUUGGUGAUAAAUAUGUAGAAGUAUUAUCAGAAGGACUAAGAACAUUACCUACUAUUCAAGAUUUCAAUUUCAAUCGCAAUAGAAUCAAAGAACAUGGAGCAUCGUAGUUGUUUCCAUUAAUCAGCAAACAAGCUAGAAUAAUUGAGUUUCAAACUAAUACCAUCGGAUAGAAAGGUCUUGACCCAAUUCUAUAAUGUUUACCAUUGUAGACAUGCAAGUAAAUUUGAAUUGCAAUCUCAAGGAUCUAGAUUCUCAAUUUAGAAGAUAAUUAAUUAGGAGACACAUUAAUAUCAGACUUGUGUAAGGCCAUGAGUAAGAAUCCAUCUGUAGAGAUGCUCAAUAUAUCAAAGAAUAAUAUUACAAAUGCAUCAUAUAUAUCGAUUAAGCAAAUGAUUGAAUAAAAUGACACACUUCUUGAAUUAUAUCUAAGAUGGAAUUCUAUUAAAGGAUCUGGGGGUCUUGAAAUAUUCAAAGUUCUUUAAACUAAUAAAAAUAUUAAAGUUUUAGAUUUCUCUUAUAAUUUACUUGGAGCUGGCAAUGUUAUUAUAACAGCCCUUAAAGAUUUUAUAAUUGAAAAUAAAACAGUACAACAUUUAGAUUUAUCAGCUAAUGGAUUCACAUAUUAAGAUUGUCUUUAAAUUUCAGAAGCCUUAAAAUCCAAUCAUUCUAUAUAUGGUUUCCAUUUUAGGGGUAAUUUUGGUUAUGUGGAUUCAAAAGGAUUUCUAAUUAUUGAAAACAAUAUGAAAAAUUAUAAUUCUAUUCAUAUAGAUUAAAGAAUUAAAGGAGUAUCUCCAAAUCCAAAACCAUAUGAACAUUCUACACAUUUUGAGAAAUUAAAAGAUAUUUGUUGGAUUUGUGAUGAAUGGUAAAUGAGUACUUUUGAAUGGAUUCCCAGUAUUUUUAAUAAUAUAUUAUAUAGAUGAAAGUGGUGCUUGUUCUGAAGAACCAAUAUUUAUUCAUUUUGAUUAUGAAGGUUUUGAACCUAUAUUUUUAGGGAAACCUGAUUCAAAUGGUAAUUUUAAGACUCAUCGAAUGAUUCCAACAGGAGAUAUUGAAUAUUUUUAUACUGCUAAUUCAAUAUAAAUAGCAAGUCAAACAGCUCCAAUCAAAUAACAUAUAGAAAAAUUUAGAACUAAAGUUACAAUAGCAGAUUAAGUAAUUAAUGUGUUGAUAGAUGAAACUAAUUUAGAAAAGUUUACUAAAUCAAAACCUGUAAUAGAAGAUUGGUAUCCUACAUAUGAUGUUUUACCAAGAACUUAAGAUCCAAUUUAUAUUCCAGCAAAAAGAAAGAAAUAAAAAAGAAUUUGGAGUUUUCCUAUUUCUAUUUGGGCUCCUAAAUAUAAAUUUGAUACUGAAGAAUUAUUAAGAAAAUGUUUUGAAAGAGAUUGGGCUUGUUGUAAAAUAACAAAGUUUGUAAAAAAAUAAGAAGAAUAAGAUUAAGUUAAAGAAAUGUUAUGGUAAGCCUAUAAACCAAUGAGAGAAACAUAUAGAUUUUAUGCUAGUGUAAAUCCUACAGGAGAUGUAUUUUCAAUGUCAGUAAAUCCAACAUCAGAUUUUGUUAAUUAAUGUUAAUUAAUAGAUGGAAAAUAAUUAAAAUUGGCUGAUGUAGAUUUGAAAUUUAUAGCAACUUGUAGUGCUUCAUCUAUAGAUUGGAAAGGAAAUUACAGAAAUCCUGAAAGAUCUUUAGUAAGAUAUUAAAUGAUGGAAUUCUUAGUUAGAUUAUCAGAUGAUAAAUAUGUUAGAUUCAAUCCUUAAAUUAAUAUUGUUUAAGCAACAAAAAUGAUUUUAGAUUAAUGUAUGCCUCAUUUAUCAUAAUUUGAUUGUCAUAAAUGGAGAGCUGAACGUUAUUUUGUAGAAUAAUGUGAUGAUGUAUGUAAAAAAUAUAAAUGGGUUAUUGAUUAUGUUUAUAUGAGAAAUUCAUAAAAGAAAGUAAAACCAGGUUAACCACCUUUUAUGUGUUUAGAUGAAUUGAAAGAUAUAUGUAAUAAAGCAAAUUUGUAUGAUGAAAAUUUUGUGGAAAGAGAUGUAAAUUUAGCAUUUAAUUUAUCAAUGUUGACAUAAGUUGAUGAAUUAGAAAGUGAUAGAUUAUUUUAAAUGUAAUGGAUAGAAUUUUUGGAAGCUAUAGCUAGAAUAGCUGAAAAAUAUUCUCCAAUUGCAAUAGGAAAGAAAGAAGAAGUAUAAAUUAGAUUAUAUAAUAUAUAGAAAGAAUGGACUUAUGAAUAAAGAUUUUAAUAGCCUUUAUAUUAUAAACUUGAGGCUUUUAUGGUUUAUUUAAUUAAUACUUUAGUUGAUGAUGAGACAAAAAAGAAUUGGAAGUAGCCAACUAUUUCUAUGUUUGAUGAAGUUGAAGAAGAUGAAUAUUAUUGA